AUGCCAGUUGCCAAUAAACGUAGACUGGGAGUUGUCAUACCACCAAAGGUGGCAUCUAACCUCAUUACAAAAUCUAGCAACAAGCUCAAUUUGAUUAGUCAUCCAUCAGGAGCAGACGUUGAUCUGAUUGAAGAUAAACAUGAGCAGAGGAAGAUGGUCCAUAGGCAAUAUAGAGACCUGCGUGGCUCCACAAAAACCAGCAAUGAACCUUGCAGUGGAUCACUGCCCGCGUUUCCAAAGCAAGCCUCACAUGUUGGAGUUGCCGAUGAAAUUGUAGUGUUGGAUGGUGGGGUAGUAGUGGUUCCUGACGGUGCUCCGCCUCCAACUGAAGCUACAACAGUGACAAGAACAAAACUUAAAACCCUAGGUUCCUUCGUCCGCCGUCGCCACCGAAAUCACCACCACUUCCACCGCCGAGAACCUUCGGUAUAUUCGAAACCGUAUAUCUACACAUAUAUGGCUUAUUUACAUUACGGUAAAAAUAUCCUCCGCCGGAGCUCAGGUGGAGGGCUGCACCACCCACUGUUAUACGCUGCCCAGGGAGUCCGAUAUAGAAAGCUUGAAGUAAUUCUGACAACGACUAUAGAUAAGCUUGGAAAAGCUGGUGAAACAGUCAAGGUGGCGCCAGGAUAUUUUCGAAACCAUUUGAUGCCCAAGUUGCUUGCCGUCCCAAAUAUUGAUAAGUUUGCACAUCUCAUUAGUGAGCAGCGCAAGAUGUACCAACCUAAGGACAUUGAAGAGGUUAAAGAAGUUUCAAAGACGGAGGAAGACCGGUUGAAAGAAUAUCAGUCAGCAGCAAAUCGCCUUGAUAGUGCAAGGCUGAAUCUAAGAAGAUUCAUCAUAGAGGGAAAGGGUAAUGAAUUGCGUCAUCCAGUGACAAAAGAAGAAAUUCUGGCUGAGGUGGCUAGGCAGCUUCAAGUGCGCAUUGAACCUGAAAAUUUGCAAUUGCCAGCUCCUUUAUCUUCUUUAGGAGAGUAUGAGUUGCCACUCCGCCUACCGAAGUCGAUUCCGAAGCCGCAAGGAUAUGGAGAAUAA
This is a messenger RNA of Fraxinus pennsylvanica, 1035 nucleotides long. Lineage: Eukaryota; Viridiplantae; Streptophyta; Magnoliopsida; Lamiales; Oleaceae. The record is from the annotation of a GenBank genome assembly.